UGCCGACUAGUCUACACUUGUUAUCCAAAGUUUGUUUAUUUGUUUGGAAUGUGUUUGUUUUUUUGGUUUAGAAAACUGUGCUUAUAAUGGAACAAUUAAUUGAAAGUGUGAGAAAAUACCCAUGUUUAUGGAAAGUGGAUACAGAAGACUAUAAAAACAAUGAAAUUAAAGAAGCUGCUUGGAGAAAAGUUGUUGCCGAAUGCGGUAUAACUGAUGUGAAAGAAGCAAAGCUCAUGUGGAAGAAACUGCGAGAUGGCCAUAGGCAAGCACUAAAUAAACGAAAAACAACGACAGGGCAAGCUGCAAAUAGUGACACCAGGCCCUGGAAAUAUGAAAAUCAAAUGUAUUUUCUACUUCCGCAUCUCACGAAUCGUCAAAGAAGUACCAGCGCUGUUGUAACCAACGAUGCGGUAACCAACGUCACUGAGACACAAGAUGCCACUGAAACUGCUGAAAAUAUUGAAGGAAACUCUGAAUUACAGGCAUCACAACAGAAUACAACAAAUCAGCCAUCACAGCAAACCCAUAAGACACCGCGAGCUAACAGAAAAACCGACAAAAUUACUGCCUAUCUUGAGCAAGAGCAAAAACGACGGGAACUCAGAUCCAUUGACAGAGACUUGUUUAGAAGAAAAUUACUUGAAAAUAAUUUAAAACCAAAGGAAGAUACAGCCCUAAAAAAGUUUUUUGAUAGCAUGUAUGACGAAACUAACAAGCUUUCCGACUAUUUGCAAGUAAAGGUUCAGCGGCAGAUAUUUAAUAGUGUUAUGGAGGCCCGUAAAGAACAACUUCACAAUAAACGUCCAUGUCAAGAUCAAGUCUUUUCAAAUGAGCAACAAUAUACACGACAUCUUGUGCCUCUUCCAUGUUCUUCACUUACGACAGACUCUUCUGUUUCAUAUUCUGACGUGUACUCCCCAAAUACUUUACCAUCGACUCUAUCGCGUCCUUCCUCAUAA
Anthonomus grandis grandis is the source of this 959-nucleotide messenger RNA. RefSeq lists its product as uncharacterized. The transcript is spliced from 2 exons. Bases 87 to 959 code for a protein of 290 amino acids. NCBI's taxonomy places the organism in Eukaryota, Metazoa, Arthropoda, Insecta, Coleoptera, Curculionidae. The record is from RefSeq and is a predicted model, not a curated record. Gene Ontology annotation, biological process: regulation of transcription by RNA polymerase II. Gene Ontology annotation, cellular component: transcription regulator complex; nucleus.